CGGGAAAGGAAAAUGAGAGCCGACAAUGGGCUCCGCCCGCCAAAAUCUCGGGACGUCGCGUCUCUCAGCCCCAGAGAGUGGGAAGAUUGGCUCCAAAGCUGCAAUUGGUACGCGACAGCGGUGCAACUGAACAAAAAACCGCCGGAAGUGCAAGUCACCAACUUCAUGAACGCGAUUGGGUCCGAAGCGCAGAAGAUUUACAAGACGUUCGCACUGAGCGAGGCAGAGAGCAGGGAUGUCGAAGCAGUAAAGGCGAAGUUCAAGGAACACUUCAUGCCUGUUAUCAACCCCGCCUAUGAGCGGUACAAGUUCAACAAGAUGAAGCAACAAGAAGGCGAGAGCUUUACAGAUUUCCUGACAGCAGCGAGGUUGCAGGCUAACAAGUGUCAAUUUGGAAACCUGACCGACGAGCUCCUGAGAGACCGGAUCAUCGUAGGCAUUUCAAACGAUGACGUCCGCGAAAAACUUCUUGGUGACCCGACCAUUGACUUAGAGAAAGCGAUCCAUUUGUGUCGAGCAAGUGAACAGGUGACGCUACAGCUGAAAGAAAUGUCAGCAAAAGAAAACAAAACAGUGGACGCCGUCUACGCCAAGAAAAAUAGAAGCCCAAGUAAGCAUACAGAAUUCAAAAAGCAUUGCAAGUACUGUGGAUACACACACCGCAAAAAAGAGUGCCCAGCAUACGGCAAGACCUGCACUGCGUGUCACAAGGUAGGCCAUUUUGCUGUGGUGUGCAACUCGAAAAAGCAAAAUCAGCGAGUCGUAAAUGCUGUGCAAAAGCAAGACUCGGAGAGUGAUGAAUUGUAUGUCUCAGUGCUCAGAACUGCAACCAACCACAAAAUGUCAGAUUGGCAAGAAACAGUUCGGUUUAAAAGCGGCAAGACUAACUAUGAAGCUGGACACUGGUGCACAGUGUAAUGUGCUGCCCAAACAAGAGGCAAACGAAGUGGGCUUGAGGACGACACCUUCAAAGAUAAAGAACAUUGUCUCCUGUACCAACCACAAGCUUUCUGUCGUGGGAGAAACCCAAGAAUUGUGUGAAGUAAGGGGAC
This is a messenger RNA of Rhipicephalus sanguineus (brown dog tick), 1052 nucleotides long. RefSeq lists its product as uncharacterized. The transcript has 2 exons. The coding region runs from base 13 to 918 and encodes 301 amino acids. The record is from RefSeq and is a predicted model, not a curated record. NCBI's taxonomy places the organism in Eukaryota, Metazoa, Arthropoda, Arachnida, Ixodida, Ixodidae.